AUGCAGUCCGGAGAGGAGGAGGAGGAGGCGGGCGACCUCUUCAGAGAUUACAAACCCCCCUCGCUGGAUUCCAUCCGCCUGCCCCGCUACGCCUUGUAUCUUCUGAUGGCUGUCAUCAUCGUGGUCGUGGUCGCUUACGCAAUGGUGGGUCACCUCAUCAACGACCUCGCACAUGACUUUGCGGGUGAGUGGCAGACCUCCUAGAAGCUCCCCCUCCCCCUCCCCCAAGUUGCUGGUCCUCAGGACCAGUUUGAGUUUGAGUGCCGUAUUUUCCGCUCCAUAAGACACACUUUUUUCCUCCUAAAAAGUAAGGGGAAAUGUCUGUUCGUCUUAAUAAUGAUAAAUAGCAGAAUGCAGGCACCCUAUAUAUAGAAAGGAGCAAACCAGGGAUAUUUUAGGGAGCAGGCUAGCAGGUGGGGCCCAUGACUUAUAUCCUAGAAGCCUAAAAAGAUAAAGGGACCCCUGACCAUUAGGUCCAGUCGUGGCCGACUCUGGGGUUGUGGCGCUCAUCUCGCUUUACUGGCCGAGGGAGCCGGCGUACAGCUUCCGGGUCAUGUGGCCAGCAGGACUAAGCCGCUUCUGGCGAACCAGAGCAGCGCACGGAAACGCCAUUUACCUUCCCGCCAGAGCGGUACCUAUUUAUCUACUUGCACUUUGAGGUGCUUUCGAACUGCUAGGUGGGCAGGAGCAGGGACUGAGCAACGGGAGCUCACCCCAUCGUGGGGAUUCGAACCGCUGACCUUCUGAUCGGCAAGUCCUAGGCUCUGUGGUUUAAUCCACAGCGCCACCCGCGUCCCGUUCCUAGGAGCCUACACAACACAAAACACUGUUGCUGGAUGUAGGUUUUAUUUUAUUUGUUUUUUCUCUUGUAUUUUGGAAAUGUAAAUCCAGGUUUUUUCCCCUUUAAUUUUUUGGGGGGCCCCCAAGAGAGUGGGGCCCUAAGCUAGAGCUUGUUUAGCUUAUCCGUAAAAACUGGCGUGCUCUGGUCCUUGGGGUCACAAAGAGUCGGACACGACUAAACAACAACAACAAAAUCCAGCACUGCGACAUACCCAGCUUUCUGCUGCCCAAAUCUGCCGGUUUUAAUUUUCUCUUUUCCCCCCCAUUGCUAGAUUGGGCCUUUGGCCCCAAACUGGAAGAGAGGAAGAGGCUGGAAGAGGCCUCGGACGGAUGUGAGAUUGCAGCCUUUCCCGACCAUCGCCUGGCUUGGCAAAAGGGUACCCCUUUCCCAGGGGUGGAGUGUGCGGAAGGCCGCAUCCUGCACCCCUUACCUGGGAUGGAGACGGGCUGUGCAUCGCCUCCAGCAACUGGCUGAGUCGUUGCUUGGAUCAGCUGGAGAGAUGAUUCCCCCAGACAUACUGGAUAUAUAUAUAUAUAUCACCCCUGGAUAUGAAUGUCCAGACUCCCUGUGACGUCUAUUUCUUUCCUUUCCUUUUUUCCCUGUUUUGUUGUUGUUGUUUAGUCAUGUCUGCCUCUUUGUGACCCCCUGGACCAGAGCACGCCAGGCACUCCUGUCUUCCACUGCCUCCCGCAGUUUGGUCAAACUCAUGCUGGUAGCUUCUAUAACACUGUCCAACCAUCCCGUCCUCUGUCGUCCCCUUCUCCUUGCGCCCUCCAUCUUUCCCAACAUCAGGGUCUUUUCCAGGGAGUCUUCUCUUCUCAUGAGGUGGCCAAAGUCUUGGAGCCUCAGCUUCAGGAUCUGUCCUUCCAGGGAGCACUCAGGGCUGAUUUCCUUCCGAAUGGAGAGGUUUGAUCUUCUUGCAGUCCAUGGGACUCUCAAGAGUCUCCUCCAGCACCAGAAUUCAAAAGCAUCCAUGCUUCGGCGAUCAGCCUUCUUGAUGGUCCAGCUCUCACUUCCAUACAUCACUACUGGGAAAACCAGAGCUUUUACUAUACAGACCUUUGUUGGCAAGGUGAUGUCUCUGCUUUUUAAGAUGCUGUCUAGGUUUGUCAUUGCUCGAUACAUGAAUAGUAUACCUUAUUUAUCUAAGAACACAGGCGGUUUUUAUUGAGUAUGCUUUGCGUGACCAUGGGUUUGUUUGUUGUCGUUUUGCUACUGUCAAAAUCUGGGGCAGCUGGCUUCCCUCGGAACGAGGUUUCCCACAGCACCACACAUGACAGGGCCUUUAAUGUUUAAUCCGGACCCACAAAGUACCAGCUGCCUUCGUGCCACCGCCGCAAAUCUGGAGCCAUCCUUCCCACUAAGUAAGGAGAUGGACUUGGAUUCCUGAACAGCAAACCCAACCUAAUUGGUGCUUUCCCAAAUGGUACGUGGGCAGAAAAGCAACCGCCCUUCAAAAUCUGACCCGCUCCCAGGUUUUGAGAUGCAAUUGUCCGGCGGAGCGAUGCGUACAAAAAUCCCAUCUCCUGCGGUAAAGUUCGGAAAGGCCUGCGUUGGUGGAAACAGCAUGCAAAAUGUGCAAGGGGAUGUUUUUUCAUAUGUUCUGGACUUGCAAAGGGGUAAAAGAGUAUUGGGAAAUGAUCCAUAACAAAUUGGGAGGGGAAUGUUUAAAAGCACUUCCCCCCCCAAAAAAAACCCAGAGUCCUUUCUCAAAACAAAACAAAACAAAAUACUGUAUUUUUCGCUCUAUAAGACGCACCAGACCACAAGACGCACCUAGUUUUUGGAGGAGGAAAACAAGAAAAAAAAUAUUCUGAAUCUCAGAAGCCAGAACAGCAAGAGGGAUCGCUGCGCACUGAAAGCAAAAAUUCCUCUUGCUGUUCUGGCUUCUGGGAUAGCUGCGCAGCCUGCAUUCGCUCCAUAAGACGCACACACAUUUCCCCUUACUUUUUAGCAGGGAAAAAGUGAGUCUUAUAGAGCAAAAAAUACGGUAAUUCCUUCCAGUAGCACCUUAGAGACCAACUAAGUUAGUUAUUGGUAUGAGCUUUUGUGUGCAUGCAUACUUCUUCAGUGUUAUGUACUGAAGUUCUCACCCUGGGCCAGCAGGGGGAUACUGUAGAUAGUUUUCACUCAGGUCCACAAAUGCAAAUAAGGGAUUGAAAGUGACGUUCAGUGAUUGGAUAGUUACAGAAAAUGGUUACUGUUGCGUUCUAGUGGAGCUCUAUAUAAGCAGGCUAGCUGAACCCUUCAGUUCAGUUCUGUUCUGGCCUGUGAAUAAACAAGAGCUGUUUGAAGAAUCGCUGUGUCGUCUGAUAUGUUCACCCACAACUUAACAUUCAGAUACACUGAAACAGAAGUCACCAGACCCUUAUAUAUUCAGUGUAUCUGAAGAAGUGUGCAUGCACACGAAAGCUCAUACCAAUAACUUAGUUGGUCUCUAAAGUGCUACUGGAAGGAAUUUUAUUUAUUUUAUUUUAUUUUAUUUUAUUUAUUUUGUUUCGACUACGGCAGACCAACACGGCUACCUACCUGUAACUAGAGUCCUUUCUGUUUGGCAUAAUUGAGACGGAAAUUCCCAGGUGUCCAAAAAAAAAAAGGUUGUUUAUGUAUGCCACUACUGCGGCCCGUGUUUCGCUAGCCCAAAAAACGGAAAAUGAGCGAGGUCCCAACCGAAGAAGAAUGACAACUUAAGCUGAUGUAAUAUGCUCAGCUUGCAGACUUAACAUAUAGAAUAAGAGAACAAGAAGAGCAUACGUUUAGAGAAGAUUGGAAAACGUUUAUUGGAUAUAUGGGAAAUAACUGUGUACAGCUGAAAACACUGCCAGCAUUAAGAUAAAUUUGACAGGGUAAAAAGCUUUGACUGAUGCAAUAAUGGAAUCCUGAACGGUAUAGUUUCUGUAUUACUGUAUUUUAAUAUUUGGUUGGAAGCUGCCCAGAGUGGCUGGGGAAGCCCAGCCAGAUGAGCGGGCUAUUAUUAUUAUUAUUAUUAUUAUUAUUAUUAAAAUGUGAAGGGAUUUAUGAUAUGCAAAAUGAACCAUGGAAAGAGAAGAAAGGUCAUGGAAAUCUUAAGGAUGCGUAAACGAGUGCUUCAAAUGGUAAAACGGGAAAUUUAAUAAAAGCUGUGUUUUAAAAAGGAGAAAGAAAAUAGCAUACGAAACACGUUGUGUUACGGGGAAUGGCUCUGCGGAGGGGAAAUGUGUAUAUUCAGAAGAUUUAAGAGCCCUCCAACUGUCGUAGAUGCUUUAGCUGAGAGUCCUGCCUGUUGAUGAAUUUGCUUGAGGAUUAAAAAAUAAUACAGUGGUACCUCAGGUUACAUAUGCUUCAGGUUACAGACGCUUCAGGUUACAGACUCCGCUAACCCAGAAAUAGUACCUCGGGUUAAGAGCUUUGCUUCAGGAUGAGAACAGAAAUCGUGCUCCUGCGUCGCGGCAGCAGCGAGACGCCCCAUUAGCUAAAGUGGUGCUUCAGGUUAAGAACAGUUUCAGGUUAAGAACGGACCUCCAGAAUGAAUUAAGUACUUAACCAGAGGUACCACUGUAAUUACAAACCAGUGUUGAAAUAUAGAGAGCUGGACUUAACAACUGGAAAAAGGAGAACCUGAGAGGAGAGGAGAUUUGAAUCUCAUUGCUCCUCGCCCAGCCACUCCCUUCCUGCCAGACUGGCACCGAUUUUCCUGCGGGUGGCAUGGCGCCCACAGAUCAUGUGAGGGUCAUAGUCCAAAUGCCAGGAACAGAUUGCUGUGCGCAGGUACGAAUGGUUGGGCAUGUGCCAGGCCAUUUAUGCUCCUCAAGGGACGCGGAUGGCGCUGUGGGUUAAACCACAGAGCCUAGGGCUUGCCGAUCAGAAGGUCGGCGGUUCAAAUCCCGGCGACGGGGUGAGCUCCCGUUGCUCGGUCCCUGCUCCUUCCAACCUAGCAGUUCGAAAGCAUGUCCAAGUGCAAGUAGAUAAAUAGGUACCGCUCUGGCGGGAAGGUAAACGGCGUUUCCGUGCGCUGCUCUGGUUCGCCAGAAGCGGCUUAGUCCUGCUGGCCACAUGACCCGGAAGCUGUACGCUGGCUCCCUCGGCCAGUAAAGCGAGAUGAGCACCGCAACCUCAGAGUCGGCCAUGACUGGGCCUAAUGGUCAGGGGUCCCUUUACCUUUUAGGGUGCAUACCGACCCACACGCCCCGAAUCUUCUUCCUGCCCUUCCUCCGUUGCCCUGGUGUCUCUGAGCAUAUGCAGAGUGAAAAGAGAGAGCAUGAGCCGAGUGAAGCAAAGACGGAGGGGAGAGGAGGAGGGGGACUUGCCGACGGCGUUUUCUGCAAGAGCCACCCUCCAGAAAAAUAAACUCGUCUUCGUUUCCUGGGGGUUUCCUGGACCCACUAAGGUCCCAGCACCCUCCCUGACCCCGACCCCAGAGCUAUCAUUUCCUUAGGAUGUCCCUAUUUUCAUGGGAGAAAUGUUGGAGGGGAUGGAAUAGGACGUCCCUAUUUUCACAGGAGAAACGUUGGAGGGGAUGGAAUAGGACAUCCCUAUUUUCAGGGGAGAAACGGUGGAGGGGAGGGAAUAGGACGUCCCUAUUUUCAGGGGAGAAACGGUGGAGGGGAGGGAAUAGGACGUCCCUAUUUUCACAGGAGAAACGUUGGAGGGGAUGGAAUAGGACGUCCCUAUUUUCAGGGGAGAAACGUUGGAGGGGAUGGAAGAGGACGUCCCUAUUUUCAUGGGAGAAACAUUGGAGGGGAAGGAAUAGGACGUCCCUAUUUUCAGGGGAGAAACGUUGGAGGGGAUGGAAUAGGACGUCCCUAUUUUCAGGGGAGAAACGUUGGAGGGGGUGGAAUAGGACGUCCCUAUUUUCACGGGAGAAACAUUGGAGGGGAAGGAAUAGGACGUCCCUAUUUUCAGGGGAGAAAUGUUGGAGGGGAUGGAAUAGGACGUCCCUAUUUUCACAGGAGAAACGUUGGAGGGGAUGGAAUAGGACGUCCCUAUUUUCAGGGGAGAAAUGUUGGAGGGGAUGGAAUAGGACGUCCCUAUUUUCAGGGGAGAAACGUUGGAGGGGAUGGAAUAGGACGACCCUAUUUUCAGGGGAGAAAUGUUGUAGGGCAAGGAAUAGGACGUCCCUAUUUUCAGGGAAGAAACGUUGGAGGGGAUGGAAUAGGACGUCCCUAUUUUCAGGAGAGAAACGUUGGAGGGGAUGAGACAGCCACAGAAGCAUGCGAAAGCAGAGCAGCUUGUUCCUUGCCCCGGCCCAACCCUCAUUCCAUGGGCAUCUCACGUGGAGGCAGAGCUGCCCGACGGAACUGCCAUUAUCAAAUGCACUUUGAUUCAGAGUCCAGAGUUACGCUUGCAAGCAAAGUAGAUAUCUCCUGUUUCACACACAUGAAUACAGAAACCAGGAAGGACAGAGCUGCCUCGCUGAACAGCACAUAUCGAAGCAACACCAUGGAGCUGUUCUCAUACCUUCCUCUGCUCCUGGGAAUUUUCUUUGCCCCUUGUGCCCACGGCCAAGGUAGGAGUGUGCCACGGUCUCCCCGGGAACGAAUUUGGUUCAGAUACAGGUGGCGGAACCUGUUCAGAAUCUUGCCAAGCAGAUCUGCACCUCCUAAUUCGUAGAGGCAGCGUGGCCUAGCGGUUAGAGCAUUGGGCUCCCCGGGUGUGACCGUGGGGGCCAGUCGGGAGGAUGAAAUGAGAGGAGCGGGUAUAUAGGCGAGUCCUCCAAUGGUAGAGGCUUGGGGCAUUGUCGGGGGGCGGGUGUCAGGGUGAAGGCCUUCUCUGUGGUGGCCCCUAAGCACCUUCAUUUUAUGGCUCCUGGCGGAUGUUGGAUGUGCCAUAUGAACCUACACGGACCCUGAGAUCAUCUUGAGGCCCUCCUUCGUGUGUCCCCUCCUCGAGUGGUCCAGAGGGUGGCAACACAAGAGCGGGGCCUUCUCUGCAGUGGCUCCCUGUUUGUGGGAAUGCUCUCCCCAGGGAAGGUCGCCUUCAUUAUACACCUUUAGGUGCCAGGCAAAAACAUUCCUUUUUAACCAGGCCUUUGGUUGAUCCUAUGCCCUUUUAAAAAGUGUUUUUGUGUGUGUGUCCGGGGCAGCUAUUGACUUCUUGAUUUAAUUUUUAUUAGGUACCGUAUUUUUCGCUCUAUAAGACGCACCAGAACACAAGACGCACCUAGUUUUUGGAGGAGGAAAACAAGAAAAAAAAUAUUCUGAAUCUCAGAAGCCAGAACAGCAAGAGGGAUCGCUGCGCAGCGAAAUCAGCGAUUCCUCUUGCUGUUCUGGCUUCUGGGAUAGCUGCGCAGCCUGCAUUCGCUCCAUAAGACGCACACACAUUUCCCCUUACUUUUUAGGAGGGGAAAAGUGAGUCUUAUAGAGCAAAAAAUACGGUAUUUUGUGGUUUUAUAUCUUGAGUUGAUUCUGUGAACCGCCCUCACACACACACACCAGGUAAAGGGCACUAUAUAAACCAAUAAAUAAUAAAUAAUAACCACCAGUGGCUUUUUUUCCUUUAAAAAAAUGAUUAGGAGGUAUUCUCAUUUUGGCCACCAUUUCAUAGUUCAGGUCGGGGGAAAUAAAUAUAGUAAAUGGGCAAAAGUACAAAGAUUCACAACAUGUUAAGGGGUACCCCUGCGUACCCCCAGAAAAAAAAGCACUGAUAAUAAUAAUUAUGCGCCCUGGCACAAGAGACUUGAGGCGUAAAUAGAGAGGAGCCUCUUUAUUUUUGGACUCCUCUUUGAAACAGAGCCCGGUAGCGAUGGGGGGGGGUUAGCAACGCCCAGAGUUUUUCCGCUUGACCCAAAAGGACCUAACCUUAAUCCGUUUAGGCGCCGUGACAGGGACCACAAACGGCUCCAGCGGUCUGCAACCCUGGCUGGUGGGCCUCGCCGCCGUCCUCGGUUUCCUGGGCGUGAUAUUUGUGGCCUCCCUCAUCAAUCGCUUCUUCUUCUCCAAGGAAAAGUAGGUCUCUCACUUUUUGAAAGUUUCCUUCUUUAACCGAGAGCUGUUUCUCUCUCUCCCCCAAGCCACAACUAUUAUUUCUUCUUCUUCUACUACUACUUCUUCUUCUUCUUCUUCUUCUUCUUCUUCUUCUUCUUCUUCUUCUUCUUCUUCCUCCUCCUCUUCUUCUUCUUCCUCUUCUUCUUCUUCCUCUUCCUCUUCUUCUUCUUGAUCUUCUUCUUCUUCUUCUUCUUCUUCUUCUUCUUCUUCUUCUUCUUCUUCUUCUUCUUCUUCUUCUUCUUCUUCCUCUUCCUCUUUUUCUUCUUCCUCUUCCUCUUCCUCUUUUUCUUCUUGAUCUUCUUCUUCUUCCUCCUCUUCUUCGUCUUCCUCCUCCUCCUCCUCUUCUUCCUCCUCUUCUUCCUCUUCUUCUUCUUCCUCUUCUUCCUCUUCCUCUUCUUCUUCUUCCUCUUCUUCUUCUUCCUCUUCUCUUUCUUCCUCCUCUUCUUCUUCCUCUUCUUCUUCUUCCUCCUUCUUCCUCUUCCUCUUCUUCUUCUCUUCCUCUUCUUCUUCUUUCUUCUCUUCUUCCUCCUCUUCUUCGUCUUCCUCCUCCUCCUCCUCUUCUUCCUCCUCUUCUUCUUCUUCUUCAUCUUCCUCUUCUUCUUCUUCUUCCUCGUCUUCUUCUUCCUUUUUUUCUUCCUCCUCUUCUUCUUCCUCCUCCUCCUCCUCUUCUUCUUCUUUGGCGAUCCCUCGUAGCCGAGUAAAAUUGUCUUCCAUAAACACGGUUUUCACAGUGAGUCCGUAAGUGACUGUGGAGGCCAAUUCUGCAUCCCCACGUCCUUCCACAGUGGGGACAUUGGUUUCCGGGCGGGAGUUAAUCCCAGUGAGGGUUUGCCAAGCGUGCCUUCCUCUUAGCACGUUUCUCCCUUGCGUCCUGAGUUCGAGUGUCUUCAAAGCCCACGACACCUUUGGUCAAGGCUGUUCUCCAACUGGAGCGCUCGCAGGCCAGUGUUUCCUAGUUGUCGGUGUUUAUACUACAUUUUUUUAGAUUUGCCUUGAGAGAGUCUUUGAACCUCUUUUGUUGACCACCAGCAUUACGCUUUCCAUUUUUAAGUUUGGAAUAGAGUAGUUGCUUUGGAAGACGAUAGUCAGGCAUCCGCACAACACAACCAGUCCAACGAAGUUGAUGUUGAAGAAUCAUCGCUUCGAAAACACAAGCGGCGGCCUCACGAUUUCGCCUGGAGGUCUUGCGAGGGUGUUGAGGACAUAGCAGGAAUCCUGCUGGAUCAGGCCCGUCAAGUCUGGGUGGUGGUUAGAAUCACAGAAUUGUAGAAUUGGAAUGGGACCCCAAGAAGCCAUCUAGUCCAACCCCCUCUGCUCCCCUUUCUCCACUGAUGACCUUGCUCUCUUUGCAGGGAUGGCGAAGGGAAGUCGCUGAGCACCGGACUUCGGUAAAUAUGGUGGCUUUUGUGAUGGUGUGCGUUUGUGUGUCUGUGUGUCUAUUUCGUUCCGUUUUAAUUAUUUUGGCCGCAGAUGCGAUGGGCGUUCGGAUUCGCCUGGCACAGCAAUUUUCUGAUCUUAUGCUGCAAGUUCGUUUCUUUAAAACAAAAAAACCCACUUUUAUUUAAAGCAUUCUUCUUCGGCGAUCACUCGUAGCUGAGUAAGAUUGUCUCCCCUAAACAUUUAAAGCAUUAAAACAGCAAAAUCAUAGAUUCUAAAAAAUAAGGUACAAUAAAGAAAGGCGUUUUUUUCUAUUUAUACCUCGUCCAUCCGACUCGGUUUCCCCAGCACUCUGGGAGGCUUCCAACAGAUAUAAAAACAGUGUUUUUUUCCUUUAAAAAAUGUUUAGGGGUACUCUCAUUUUGACUAAGAAAAUCACCAUUUUAUAGUUCAAAUCGGGGAAAAUAAAUACAGUAAAUGGACAAAAGUACAAAGAUUCAGAAAAUGUUUAGGGAUAUGCGUACCCCCAGAAAAAAGCUCUGUAUAAAAGCAUAAUAAAACAUUUUUUAAAAAUUAAAAUCCCUAUACAGGGAUGCCUUCUAAAGGUUGUAUAGUUACUUAUCUCCUCAGCUCUGGAGCUGCAUAACUCCAUCUCUUGCUGAAUGAAAUUAGAAGGAAUCAGGAGCCCUCAUAAAGGACUCUGGCCCUUUCCUUUAUUAUUAAUCAAUCAAUUAAUUAAUUAUACCCUGCCCAUCUGGCCAGGCCUCUCAAGCCACUCUGGGCGGCUCCCAUUAAAAACACGAGAAAACAUCAAACAUCAAAAACUUCUCUAAACAGGGCUGCCUUCAGAUGUCUUCUAAAAGUCAGAUAGUUGUUUAUUUCCUUGACAUCUGAUGGGAGGGUGCCACCACCGAGAAGGCCCUGUGCCUGGUUCCCUGUCACCUCGCUUCUCGCAGGGAGGGAACUGCCAGAAGGCCCUUGGGAGAUAGACCCCAGUGUCCGGGCUGAACGAUGGGGGUGGAGAUGCUCCUUCAGGUCUACUGGCCCCUCUGGGAAAAGGAUGUCGACUCGAGUGGACUCGGGGCCUGAUCCGUCAGGGCUCUUCUCAUGCUUCCCUCUCCAGUGUGGUGUAGUGGUUAAGAGCGGUAGACUCGUAAUAUGGGGAACCGGGUUCGCGUCUCCGCUCCUCCACAUGCAGCUGCUGGGUGACCUUGCGCUAGUCACACUUCUCUGAAGUCUCUCAGCCCCACUCACCUCACAGAGUGUUUGUUGUGGGGGAGGAAGGGAAAGGAGAUUGUUAGCCGCUUUGAGACUCCUUAAAGGUAAAGGGACCCCUGACCAUUAGGUCCAGUCGUGACCGACUCUGGGGUUGCGGCGCUCAUCUCGCUUUAUUGGACGAGGGAGCCGGCGUACAGCUUCCGGGUCAUGUGGCCAGCAGGACUAAGCCGCUUCUGGUGAACCAGAGCAGCUCACGGAAACGCCGUUUACCUUCCUGCCGGAGUGGUACCUAUUUAUCUACUUGCACUUUGAGGUGCUUUUGAGCUGCUAGGUUGGCAGGAGCAGGGACCGAGCAACGAGAGUUCACCCCGUCACGGGGAUUCGAACCGCCGACCUUCUGAUCGGCAAGCCCUGGGCUCUGUGGUUUAACCCACAGCGCCACCCGCUGAGACUCCUUCGGGUAGUGAUAAAGCGGGAUAUCAAAUCCAAACUCCUCUUCUUCUUCGUCUUCUUCUUCCAGCCCAGGCAAUAUUUACGACAACAUCGCCAUGGAUCCCGAAGAGGGGAGCUCUCACGAAAAGGAGAUAGAUAGCGACAAGGUGACCAGCAUGUAAAGUCCGGCUUGGGGGGUGAAGGACGAGGACGGCAGCUGGGUACCAAUGUGACUGGCCGCACGGUGCUGAAUUCCCCCGUUCAGCCCAGCUCCGACAACCUCUCUGAGUCUUGACCACCUCUGCCUCUAGGGAUAAGGAGAUUUCAAUUCAUUCAUCCCCCCAAAUGCAGCCACAGAAAUCUGGACAUGAUUAUAUCCAAGAUUGUGCCAAGGGUCUGUUCCGGCGAGAGUGGGGGGUGUCCCAGGGAGAUGCUCUGACAAUACCAGCCAAGAAGGUGCAAACGGAAGCGGAAACUGCUGGGAUGAGGGCCGAUUCGAACGCAGAACAGCCCUUUAAAACGACUCCAAGGAAAAGCUUCAGAAGCGUCCCUAGAAGCAGUUCUUCUGCGCUGUCUCCCGAACCCUGAUCUUUUAAAAGUAGCAGUUUCCUGUUUUGUGUGAGAGAUGUGGGAAUGCCUGUACAGCGGUCCCUUGGUUCUCAAACUUCAGCCGUCCCGGAAGUCCGUUCCAAAAGCAAACUAAAGACGCACUGCUUUCCCAUAGAAGGGAAUGCAAAACGGAUUAAUCCAUUCCAGGCUUUUUAAAACAGCAAUUUGGCAUGGAUUUUGCUAUCUGACGAGACCGCCGAUCCAUAAAACGAAAGCGAUAAACAAUGUGCUGCAGUCGUGCCAUCGAUCCAUCAGUAGCUGAACCGGGUUCCACACAGUUGCGAAAACAAAACGAAAGAGAGCUGCGAAAACAAAAACGCAAACUACUGUAUUUUUUGUUCUAUAAGACUCACUUUUUCCCUCCUAAAAAGUAAGGGGAAAUGUGUGUGCGUCUUAUGGAGCAAAUGCAGGCUGCGCAGCUAUCCCAGAAGCCAGAACAGCAAGAGGGAUUGCUGCUUUCACUGCACAGCGAUCCCUCUUGCUGUUCUGGCUUCUGGGAUUCAGAAUAUUUUUUUUCUUGUUUUCCUCCUCCAAAAACUAGGUGCGUCUUGUGGUCUGGUGCGUCUUAUAGAGCGAAAAAUACGGUAAAUAGCAAAAACAGACAGACCUCAGCGUAAGGCUCAAAACGGAAGCGUAACUCUCAAAACAGAGCACGUUCGGCUUCCGAAAAAAGUUCGCAAACCGGAACACUUCCUUCCGGGUUUGCAGCGUUCUGGUUCCAAGUUGUUUGAGGACCAAGGCGUUUGAGAACCAAGGGACCACUGUACUCAGAAGAUGGAUUCCUCUAGUUAUCCUUGGGGAAGCCUCUAUUUAGGAGAGACAUCACUUCACGUGAGUGGGGAAUGAUUCUUCUUAUAACCAGAGACAUCCCUCUAGAUAUUAUUUGAGGCAUGCCUCUUUUUAGAAAAGGGAUUCCUUUCUGAUAACGGGGAUUGCCUCUUCUUAGAGCAGGAAUUGGGGGCAGAAUCUGUAUCCAGGCAGAACGUUGUUCCGCUUCCAGUCCCCUGGCCUGCGGUCAGCGAUUGCGGCCGCCGCAGUCCGCAACGGGAAGACCACAUCCCUGAUUUGCAGGAAUCUUUCAUCGCAACCCUAUUCCCUUCCCGCUAACAUUUUCUGACAGAAAACACUGCUCUCGCAAGCAAAAGCUGUUUUUUGGGGUGAUCCAAUUCGCCUUUCCUGCCUCGGCCAAUUCAAGAGGAGUCGUGAUUUUGGGUGGAGGGUGGCUUUUAAAAAUCCGUUAAUCUGUGAAACGGAGUGGCCUCUUUUGCAAGGAUGAACGCUGUGCUUUUCAAUUAAAAACCCCCGACUAAUUA
Molecule: messenger RNA, 12752 nt
Organism: Podarcis lilfordi (Lilford's wall lizard)
Lineage: Eukaryota; Metazoa; Chordata; Lepidosauria; Squamata; Lacertidae
Source: the annotation of a GenBank genome assembly